Messenger RNA from Lingula anatina, 1280 nucleotides. RefSeq lists its product as uncharacterized. Gene Ontology annotation, molecular function: chitin binding. Lineage: Eukaryota; Metazoa; Brachiopoda; Lingulata; Lingulida; Lingulidae. The record is from RefSeq and is a predicted model, not a curated record. Gene Ontology annotation, cellular component: extracellular region.
GGUGCGCGCCGCCAUCUUGUUCCUGUUUAACACCCAUGGGUGCAAAAUUAUAGAUUUUUAUCACGAUACUCUGUUAUUCUUCGCUUCUACUACGGUAAAACAGAAACUGAAACAUUUGACACAGGAGCUAUAUACACGAAGAUCAGGAUAUAAUCAAGACGGCGCAAGGAAGAGAUGAAAGAUGCUCCUGUCAUAAGAUACAUUGUAGAAUGGUAGCGGUAUUUUGGAAAUGGUGUUGUUGGACAGCGAUACUGUUCAUCUGUUUACAAAUAGAUACCACUUCAGCAGUAUGUGACUGUGAUAUAGACUGUGCGGGUAACUGCACUGCGGGGACAUACUGGUCUGCUGCCUCCAGUAGCUGUCAGACAUGUGACACUGGAUAUUAUUGUCCAGGGUCAAAUUCAUCCCGCAUCCCCUGCAGUGCAGGUACUAUGAACAAUGCGACAGGCUCCUCAGAUAGCAGUGCCUGUAUAGCAUGUGCAGCUAAUGAAGUAAGCAGUGGAGGGGCAGCUGUGUGUGACCUGUGUCCAGUAGGGUAUAGCUGUACAGGGUCAACUAGCACCACAGCCUGUGUUCUGCCUCAGUAUUCACAAAUAGGAGAGACAAUGUGUAAUACAUGCCCCAACACCAGCAUAUGUGCAACGACUACUGGAGCACCUCAGGAGUGUCCUGCCGGUCAGGUGCCUAACUCUAACCAGAGUGCCUGUGAGAACUGUGCUGCUGGUCAGUACAGACGGUCAUCUGACCCAGCGUGUCAAGACUGCCCACUAGGAUACAAGUGUCCUACUGGGGGACUCUCUGCUCCAAUAGAAUGUCCAACAGGGUAUUAUCAGAAUGUGACCGGUCAAUCUGCGUGUGAAAUAUGUCCAGCUGGUCAUGAAUGCUCGGACCCUACUGCGGCCACUGCCUGCUUAGCUGGACAGUAUGCUGUAGCAGGGUCAACAAACUGCUCUAGUUGUGGUACAGGGUAUUAUGUUAUGGAAGGAUCAGGGUCUUGCGCCCUGUGUCCUGCAGGCAAGGGCUGCACUAACCCCUCAGUCACACCCUCAGACUGUCCUGCAGGCCAAUACAGUGGCCUUGGGGAGGCAGGGUGCAUCAGUUGUCCAUCAGGAUAUUAUAGCCUCGGUGGUGCCAGUAGUUGUGACCCCUGUCCAGCUGGUCAGGAGUGUACUAAUUCUUCCAUUAGCCCUAUUAACUGUACAGCUGGUACAUAUAGCCCACUGGGGGAACCAGGGUGCAGAACAUGUGCUUCAGGCUCCAUGCCAAGACCUUUCGGAUGA